Molecule: messenger RNA, 1717 nt
Organism: Klebsormidium nitens
Lineage: Eukaryota; Viridiplantae; Streptophyta; Klebsormidiophyceae; Klebsormidiales; Klebsormidiaceae
Source: the annotation of a GenBank genome assembly
AGCCUUCGAGGAUAAUACGUGAUACCUAAACUGUAUGUGAAAGUUUCCAUUGCUCUCUCUAGACAGGGUUUGGAAGCAAACAUGGUUUCCGGGGUUGCUUAGAAGUAUCCCGGUCUCGUUUGACGUUCUUCUAGCUUCUGCAACCUAUAGUCUAGUAUAGACCCUUCUCGCGAAUACCAUGCAAAGGCUGCACUUGCUCGUCUAAUCUUGCCGUGCAGCUAGACCAUCUAGCUGGCAGUCCAAGAAUCACAAGUCGUGCAGCUAGAACAGGUCUCGAUAGAGAGUAUAUUUAAAAGAGGAAAAUCCGGGAAUCUUGUAACUUCUUUCAACCAUCUCUGAUUGCAGUUUCUCAGCUCCGACUUCCUCUAUUCCUCGUCCACUAGCUGACAUUCUCGGCCUCUAUUAGUCUCCCAUCAAGCGCAUUCCUAGCCAAACACCAGCUGAACGUUCUCAGCUCGGACGUCGCAAAAUCCAGCAGCUACAGCAUUCGCAGAUUUUCAGCAAUGGCGCAGUGCAGCACUCUCCAGGAGCUGUUCUCCGUGAAGGACAAGGUAGCGCUCGUGACCGGGGCUUCCUCGGGCAUUGGCCUCGCGUUCGCCCGGUUUCUCGCGGGCCAGGGCGCCAAAGUUGUUCUGGCUGCUCGUCGAGCUGAAAAGUUGGAGGCGGCAGUGAAGGAUAUCAAAGCCACUGGGGGGGAGGCGUCUGCAAUCAGCCUGGACGUCUCCAAAGGCAGGGACACUAUUGCAGAGGCCGUUACCAAUGCGGCGGCAGUCUACGGCCAAAUUGAUAUCCUGGUGAACAAUGCGGGGGUCUUUACUGGCGGAAGCGUCUUGGACGACACCCAAGAGCAGUUUGACACCACCUACGGCGUCAACGUCAGCGGCAUGUAUUUCACCGCCCAAGCGGUGGCUAAGCAAAUGAUUGAGAAGGGGAUCAAGGGACGCAUCAUCAACACGGCGUCGAUUGUCGCAACCGUGAUCCCCCCGGGCACCGCGCUCUACUCGUCGUCCAAGGCGGCGGUGGUUUCUCUGACCAAGGGCCUGGCGGCAGAGCUGGCCUCGAAGGGCAUCAACGUGAACUCGAUCUCGCCUGGCGUCUUCCCGAGCGAGAUGUCCGACGGAAUUGUGGAGAGCGCCGGCAGCAAGAAGGCGCAGCAGGCUGUACCCGACCAGAGGUGGGGCGACACCGAGCACGACAUGAUGGGCGUGCUGCUGCUGCUGGCGUCGGAGAAAGCGUCCGCCCAUCUAGUUGGUGUCAACAUUAACGUGGACGGCGGACACUCCCUCUACACGUUUAACUUGACCGACCCGACCUCCGUUUUCGAGGACAAGCUGACGGAGCAGAGCGACCACUAGAGGCCCAGCGAGGGCGGUGGUCGCCACAAUCUGCAAAAACUGUGUAUACCUUAUUAGAGUUCAUUAAGCUUACCGGGCGACCAGUAGUAAACGCAACGAGAGUGGUGGUCGCCGGACUUAGCAAUCGUUUGUCACAGUGUUGUACGAUAAUGACUUGUGGUUACUUAAUGUUGCUUUGGGUUAUCGUGCAAUUUUGAGAUUGGUAGUGUGGUAGUUCAAGGAUAAGAUAGAGCUACAGAACUACGAUAAGCUGCCGCGAUCGAGGGGCUCCAGCUGAGCUUCUUAAAUGCUGAAGCAUAGACACGACUGCUGAAUGCGACACAAUGUUGUACAAUUUAUCUGAUGUUAUGUUACGAGCUGCG